Messenger RNA from Thermothielavioides terrestris NRRL 8126, 1098 nucleotides. RefSeq lists its product as uncharacterized. The record is from RefSeq and is a predicted model, not a curated record. The transcript is spliced from 2 exons. NCBI's taxonomy places the organism in Eukaryota, Fungi, Ascomycota, Sordariomycetes, Sordariales, Chaetomiaceae. Gene Ontology annotation, biological process: alcohol metabolic process. The coding region runs from base 1 to 1098 and encodes 365 amino acids. Gene Ontology annotation, molecular function: zinc ion binding; alcohol dehydrogenase (NADP+) activity.
AUGCCAUCCACCGACUACAACUUCGAGGGCUGGCUCGGCCAUGGCCCUUCGGCGGCGGAGGGAAAGAUGGAAUGGGGCGAAUUCGAGCCCAAGCCGUGGGAGGAGACCGAUGUCGAUAUCAAGAUUACGCACUGCGGCAUCUGCGGCGGCGACCUGCACACCCUCCGGAGCGGCUGGGGAUCGACAAACUACCCUUGCUGCGUUGGCCACGAGAUCGUCGGCACCGUCAUCCGGGUCGGCUCCAAGGCCGAGGGCGGCCUCAAGGUCGGCGACCGCGUCGGCGUCGGCGCGCAGAGUGAUUCGUGCCUGGGCCGCAAGGGCGACUGCGCAGCAUGCGUUUCGGGCAUGGAGAACUACUGCGGCGUGCACAACGUGUCCACCUACAACAGCAUCCACCUGAACGGCGGCAAGUCCUACGGCGGCUUUGCUCUCUACCACCGCGCCCCGUCGCAUUUCGUCUUCAAGAUCCCCGACAGCAUCAGCUCGGCCGAGGCGGCGCCCAUGCUAUGCGCCGACAUCACGACCUACACGCCGCUCAAGCACCACGGCGCCGGACCCGGGAAGGCGGUCGGCAUCAUCGGUCUGGGCGGCCUCGGCCACUACGGCGUCAUCUGGGCAAAGGGGCUGAAGGCGGACAAGGUGGUGGUCAUCUCGCGCACGUCCGACAAGAAGGCGGACGCCUUGGAGAUGGGCGCCGACGAGUUCAUCGCCACGGCCGAGGACCCGAACUGGGCGGCGAAGCACGCCUCCACGCUCGACAUCAUCGUCUGCACCGUCUCGUCGUCUUCGAUGCCCCUGAUGGAGUACCUGACGCUCCUGCGCCUCGACGGCACGUUUGUCCAGGUCGGAGCGCCCGAGGACGGCCUCCCGCCGAUCCAGCAGUUCCCCCUCAUCUUCAAGCGGCUCAAGAUCACCGGCUCUCUGAUCGGCUCCCCCGGCGAGAUUCGCGAGAUGCUCCAGCUCGCCGCGGACCGGAAGGUGAAGGGCCGGAUCCAGGAGAUUCCGAUGAAGGACGCCAACAAGGCGAUUGUCGAGAUGGCUGCGGGCAAGCCGAGAUACCGAUACGUGCUCUUCAACGAGGGGCAGGGGAGCUCAUAG